CCGGCCGCGAGGAGGAGCGAGCAGAGCUAAGAUGGCGGCGGCGGCGGUGUUGGAGUUCCAGCGCGCGCAGUCUCUGCUGUCCACCGACCGCGAGGCGUCCAUCGGCAUCCUGCACUCCAUCGUGAAACGCGACGUCCAGGAGAACGAUGAGGAAGCGGUGCAGGUCAAGGAGCAGAGCAUCCUGGAGCUGGGGUCACUGCUGGCCAAGACGGGGCAGGCAGAAGAGCUGGGGGGGCUCCUGAAAUAUGUGCGGCCGUUCCUGAACUCCAUCAGCAAGGCCAAGGCCGCCCGCCUGGUGCGCUCCCUGCUCGACCUGUUCCUCGACAUGGAGGCGGCCACGGGCCAGGAGGUCGAUCUGUGCCUGGAGUGCAUCGAGUGGGCCAAGUCUGAGAAGAGGACCUUCCUCCGCCAGGCUCUGGAGGCCCGGCUGGUCUCGCUGUACUUCGACACCAAGCGGUACCAGGAGGCGCUGCAGCUCGGCUCCCAGCUGCUCCGGGAGCUGAAGAAGAUGGACGACAAAGCGCUGCUGGUGGAGGUGCAGCUGCUGGAGAGCAAGACGUACCACGCGCUCAGCAACCUGCCCAAGGCGCGCGCCGCGCUCACCUCCGCGCGCACCACAGCCAACGCCAUCUAUUGCCCCCCCAAGCUGCAGGCCGCCCUGGACAUGCAGUCAGGGAUCAUCCACGCGGCGGAGGAGAAGGACUGGAAAACGGCCUACUCCUAUUUCUACGAGGCGUUUGAGGGCUACGAUUCCAUCGACAACCCCAAAGCCAUCACGGCCCUCAAGUACAUGCUGCUCUGCAAGAUCAUGCUCAACGCCCCUGAGGACGUGCAGGCGCUGGUGAGCGGCAAGCUGGCGCUGCGCUACGCGGGGAGGCAGACGGAGGCGCUGAAGUGCGUGGCGCAGGCCAGCAAGAACCGCUCGCUGGCGGACUUUGAGAAGGCGCUGACGGAUUACAAAGUGGAGCUCCGGGACGACCCCAUCAUUAACACUCACUUGGCAAAGCUCUACGACAACUUAUUGGAGCAGAACCUGAUCAGAGUCAUCGAGCCCUUCUCCCGAGUGCAGAUGGAGCACAUCUCCGGCCUCAUCAAGCUCUCCAAGGCGGACGUGGAAAGGAAACUCUCACAGAUGAUCCUGGACAAGAAGUUCCAUGGGAUCCUCGACCAGGGCGAGGGCGUCCUCAUCAUCUUCGACGAACCCCCCGUGGACAAAACCUACGAAGCCGCCCUGGAGACGAUUCAGAACAUGAGCAAAGUGGUGGAUUCGCUCUACAACAAAGCCAAGAAGCUGACAUAGAGCCGGCCCUGCGCUGCCGCGUGUGUGUGUGACGGGAGAGUGAAUCCUUUAGGAGAAGUUUUGUUCCACUUUUCGCUCGGAAAGUUUUUAAUCCUCCCCUCC
This is a messenger RNA of Centrocercus urophasianus (Greater sage-grouse), 1402 nucleotides long. RefSeq names its product proteasome 26S subunit, non-ATPase 11 (gene PSMD11). The transcript is spliced from 14 exons. The coding region runs from base 32 to 1300 and encodes 422 amino acids. Gene Ontology annotation, molecular function: structural molecule activity; protein binding. Gene Ontology annotation, biological process: ubiquitin-dependent protein catabolic process. Lineage: Eukaryota; Metazoa; Chordata; Aves; Galliformes; Phasianidae. The record is from RefSeq and is a predicted model, not a curated record. Gene Ontology annotation, cellular component: proteasome regulatory particle, lid subcomplex.